CAUCAUCAUAAUGCCUCGACAGGAUCUGAGGUGUGUCCACUCAAGUGGAAAGAUAAACACUUCUUCAUUGCACUGCGUGUGGAAGGUGAAGAUAAAUUGGUGGAACUCCCACGACUCUCUAGUAAGUUACCCACCGCAGAGGAAGUGAUGGCCUACUGCGCCGCCCACGCCGAACAACACCAUCCACACGAGGAGGAGGGAAAAGAAGGAAAAGAAGGAGGAGAAGAAAAGAAUUCCUCUUCACAAGGAAUUGCUGUAGACACCACAGCACGAGCCCAACUCCCAACACCGCGGGAAAUUCAACAAAUGCGAUCCUUCCGUCAAUCCACACUCAUUCAACACACAUGGACACCAGAGGAAGUGGCGGAGAUGCGGGAACGUAAAAAACGACUGGGUGUUCGCGAUGCCGGCAGUGCGCCUGUUCAUCUCACUGUAAACGCCCUUCAUAAUAUGCGGCUGGAGACGGAACUCGGCAUUGCGUCUAGUCGACAUGCAACUGGACACACCGCCAUGGCAUUAGAGCGACGAACAGAACCGGUGCUUCUUAACCGCAAAUCCCAAACAGGCACCACCACAAUAAUAACCACACAAAGAAAUGAAAGUUUCUCACAAUCACAAUCACAAUCGCAGGGAGGAUGGGUAAGUGGAAUGUCAUUGGCUGAUCUCGCCCCUGGACCACUCUCACCUCUCAACACACAGGAAAUGGGAGGAUCACAAUCUAUAUCGUCUCCAGUACUCUCACAGAAAUUUUUGGAGCGGUGGGAGGAGAGUAAACAAUGUGAGGAGAGUUUCUACGCCUAUGUGAGUGAUGAACGUCGAAGUGCGUACAUGUCAAAGAUUACCCGAAUUACACAACAAAACUAUGAACUUAAUAAACGAGACCGUUUACGUGGUAUUGAUAAUGAGAAACGUUUAGAUCGAAAGGGAAAUUUACUGGAGUCUGGUGGUUUAUGGAUUGUGGAUGAUCAACGUCGUGCCCAACUAGCACACAAAUACCAAAUGGAACAGGAUGGAGAAAACGCAGGCACAACUGCUGGAGAUGGAAAAAAGAAUGCAGUGGAGAAAAAUACAGAAGAUGCAGCGGCGAAUACCACCGCACCGCCUCCACCAAUGCGAGAAGAAGAUGUGAUGCUGCAACGAUUUAUUUCUGAACGGAAAUCACAGGAACUCUCCUUCAGCUCCGUACCAGAUGAAUUCAUGACAGUGGAUACCAUCACAGUAACUCCAUCCUUAUCGGAAAAGAAGGGAAUGGAGGAAUUACAACAACCACAACUACAACCAACACCAACGGCCACAACACGAUCGCCAGAGUUGUUGUUAUUGGGAGCCAGUCCACGUAUUGUAACAUCGCAGCUGCUGCAUCAAGUAGUGAGUAGCUCCAUGAAAAGAGCAGCCACGUAUAAUUCUCUCUCAGUGGAAGAGACACAGAGCGAAACACGUAGUGUGGGAGGUGAACCACCCAGAAAGGCAGCCCGACACGCAUAG
Trypanosoma theileri is the source of this 1485-nucleotide messenger RNA. RefSeq lists its product as uncharacterized. The transcript has a single exon. NCBI's taxonomy places the organism in Eukaryota, Euglenozoa, Kinetoplastea, Trypanosomatida, Trypanosomatidae. The record is from RefSeq and is a predicted model, not a curated record. The annotation marks the transcript as partial.